UGACUCUGUCAGGCACAGGGGGGUGUUUGUUUUCUUCCUUCCUGCAGGCGGUCCGGCAGACAAUGGCCUCCGCCGGCCGGGCCGAGCUGUGAGCGGCCCCGCGGAGGCUGUCGGACCGAGGCAGCCUGGGUCUGCUGGCUGGCGCCGCGCGGAGCCUCCCCAGUGUGAGCGGUUCCAGUCCUGGGAGCGCCGACAGGCACUUGGACUCAAAGAAAUCUUAAUCGCUUGGAGCAGAAGUUGGACAAAACUCAGCAAGAGGAAACAAGGAGACUGCAGGGAAUAAAGAGACAUAGGGGGUGUGAGAAGAGCCUGUUACAUAAGCAAAGUGAAGCUGAGGUACAAGUAGGGUGUCUGUUAGGUACAAGGGGGUUGCCAUACUCGAUUACGUCUGUGGUCUGUGUAGCUGGGGAUCCAUUUCUGACAGUGGCCAGCACCAGAUACUUCAAAGGGCAAGAAACCCCAGUAGGUAAAUAACUCCACCAGAGCAAGCAGUGGUAGCAGAGUCGACGCUGGGAGCCACGGAUGUCGAUCCCGCGUGGUGAGGAUGGGAGCCCCGUCCUUCCCCAGGAGGCUGCAAUUGGAGCUGAAGAUGAAAAGGUCUAAUCAUGAAAGAACAUAUGUACAUGUCUCCAUGAUUACUCAUCAGUAAGCACCUUCUAUGACACCACAGGAUGGAUGUGGAGGUUGACUGGGAGUCUGAUAAUGACACUUGUGACACAGGUGAGGAGCAUUCAGAUGACUCCAGCCAUAUCUCUGAACUGAUUGGUCGCAAAGCCAGCCUCCAGCUGGAGGUAGAGGAAGAUUACUCACCACCAUCUAGUCCUGCUUGCAGCCUUGCUGGACCUUCCAUUAGACAGGAACUCCCUGUAGAACUGCAGUGUGAAGAGGAGGAAACCCAUGAAAACUACUACCAGAAACGUGAUUCAACCACCGCUGCAGUGUUUGUCACCUCCAGCACCAAUUUUGACCUGCAAUGUGAAGAUGAGGAUCUGGAGCUUUACUCCUCUGAGCACUCUGAGGAACCUCAGGGAGGGCUAAGUGAGGAUGAUGAAAACAUCAUUCUUAUUGAUGCCUUUGGUGAGGAGGACCUGGAGCCCAUCUCUGGAGAAGUUUUGCCUUAUAGGUGCAAGAAGUGUGGGGCCUCUUUCCAGGAUCUGGGUGAAUUACAGGAACACAAACAGAUCCACCUGACAGAGCAUUCAUACAGAUGCCCAAUCUGUGGCAAAGAGUUCUUCCGUGCAGCGAACUUGCGAAUGCACAAGCUCAUUCAUUCUAGUGACAGGCCACACAAGUGUCCGGAGUGUGACAAGGGGUUCAUCCGCACGGCUGACGUCUGGAGGCACCUACGCAACGUCCACAAGAUUGAACGUUCAAAAAUUUUGGGAAAUGGCAUGGUUAGGAACCCAUGGUCUUCAGUGCACCAGAACCAAAAUGGUGGUAGAGAUACCUAUCAGCAGUGUUCAGAUGACCAAAAGCCUGGAGGAGAACAGUCUAAACCUUACAUCUGUCCAACAUGUGGCAAAGGUUUCCAUAAACCUAAUUUGCUGUCAAAACACAAGGUGAUCCACCGACAGGACAAACCAUAUCAGUGUCAAGAAUGUGGAAAGUCUUUUAUCCAGCUGCUCAGGUUGAAAAGGCAUCAGCAAACUCACUCUGGAGAGCGCCCUUUCUACUGUGAGGAGUGUGGUGGAACCUUCACACGGCUGGCAUCGCUACAGCGUCAUCAGCGGAUCCAUACUGGAGAAAAACCCUACUCUUGCGCUUACUGUGCUCAAGACUUCACGGAGUCCGGCUCCUUGAGGAGACAUGAACGCACUCACCAAGUGAAGAUGUCUUAGAGUCUAUAUUACCUCACUUGCUCUAGUGGUUGUUUUGUUUCCCUUCUUACCUGAGUGAAACCUGUCCAUGCUUCUUAAGAAACCUCCAUACUCUACGCACAUAGGUCAGUCCACAGCUACCUUCCCCAAAUAUUGCCAAUAUGACUCUGAUAAGGCAGCAGAGCCUCAGGAAGAACUCCAUGAUCUCUACAAGUAAAGAUAUAAGUGAAGAGGAAAAAGCCCCAGUGCCAUAUGAAGAAUGAGGUUAGAGAAUUUGUAGGACAAAUGUGGAGAGUGAAGGCCCCUGGAGGUGCUGGACAUUGUAGCUGGAUUUCUUUUGGGGUGUGUCAGAUUGAGUUUUUCCUAAAGAUUGGUGGGUUAAAUAGAGCUUUGAUGCAGUCCUGACCCUGAACUGAUGGGUACUGCUGUCUAGAAAGUGACUGCUCUGCAGCAGCGGAUUUGGAGAUCUGUCAUUGCAGGCCAUUGCCAGGACUGCAUAGUCCUCUUAGUCAGAUGUAGUCCAUCCGCACCUCUGUGAAUUCUUUCAUGGUUUUUAGUGAAGUACAUUUAUUUGAAAGAGAAGGAUCAUGUCAGUUGCAAAAUAAUACUGUUCAGGACUUUAAUAAACUGGAAACUUAAUUAACAGUUGCACCCUUUGCGCACACACUUGCUUAUGGAUAUACUGAUCCGUCAUGUGCUUACAUAACCCAUGUCACAUGUAUGUAUAUUGGUGGAUGGAGAGAGGGUUGCAUGGCUCGCUGUGAUGGUGCAUAUGGGCACAGUGGGUUGUCCCUAUGGAUCUGUGCCAGUUGUGUCUAGGUGGAGAGCCUUUACCCUGCCCAGCUACUGUGUUACAGUAACAAAUGUUUUAGAAUUUAAAAUCACAAAAAUGCUAAUUAAAAAAAAUAAGGAAUAUCGUGCUGUUUUUUAACACUGUAUAGUACUUGGAUUAAAGGUUCCUGAUUCCA
Chelonoidis abingdonii (Abingdon island giant tortoise) is the source of this 2785-nucleotide messenger RNA. Lineage: Eukaryota; Metazoa; Chordata; Testudines; Testudinidae. The record is from RefSeq and is a predicted model, not a curated record.